Messenger RNA from Dothidotthia symphoricarpi CBS 119687, 419 nucleotides. RefSeq lists its product as uncharacterized. Lineage: Eukaryota; Fungi; Ascomycota; Dothideomycetes; Pleosporales; Dothidotthiaceae. The transcript has a single exon. Bases 145 to 360 code for a protein of 71 amino acids. The record is from RefSeq and is a predicted model, not a curated record.
UACGUGUGUGGUCCGAGGAACUAACCGCCUAUCUACAAUCAGUGCGACGACGAGAUGAUUACGGUACUAGUUCGAUGAUAUCACGUCGCAUAACGUGUCGUCUUCUUCAUACCGAUCGAGAAUGUUGGGAAGCAUGGUUGGAUUAUGAUGGGACUUGGCCCAUGGCCUUUUUUUUGCAUCGUGGUAAGCGUCUGUACUGCUAUGCUUCCUGCGUGCGGCUAUAAAUUCCGGUCCAACGAGGGAACACAGUUCCGAACGCCAUGGAAGUUUGCUGCAGGUCGUAACGAGCAGUCAUCCGCGAAAUUCCCAAGAGUGGCAUCUGGAUUAGAAUUGCCUUGUAGAGCUGUCGACGCCGUUUGAAGGACUAUUGCUUUAGGAUGGACAGCCUACGCCUGAGUCUUGUUCCCAUGUCUAUAUUC